Messenger RNA from Procambarus clarkii (red swamp crayfish), 2100 nucleotides. The record is from RefSeq and is a predicted model, not a curated record. NCBI's taxonomy places the organism in Eukaryota, Metazoa, Arthropoda, Malacostraca, Decapoda, Cambaridae.
AUGUCCUUUUUUUGCGGUCGUGCUGCUGCUCACACGGUAGUUGAGCACUUCCUUGAGACCGCUGCUGAGGCUGGUGAUGCAUCAACUGGCCGUGCUGAGGUUGGUGAUGCAUCAACUGGCCGUGCUGAGGCUGGUGAUGCAUCACCUGGCCGUGCUGAGACUGGUGAUGCAUCAACUAGCCGUGCUGAGGCUGGUGAUGCAUCAACUGGCCGUGCUGAGGCUGGUGAUGCAUCAACUGGCCGUGCUGAGGCUGGUGAUGCAUCACCUGGCCGUGCUGAGGUUGGUGAUGCAUCAACUGGCCGUGCUGAGGCUGGUGAUGCAUCAACUGGCCGUGCUGAGGCUGGUGAUGCAUCAACUGGCCGUGCUGAGGCUGGUGAUGCAUCAACUGGCCGUGCUGAGGCUGGUGAUGCAUCAACUGGCCGUGCUGAGGCUGGUGAUGCAUCAACUGGCCGUGCUGAGGUUGGUGAUGCAUCAACUGGCCGUGCUGAGGUUGGUGAUGCAUCAACUGGCCGUGCUGAGGCUGGUGAUGCAUCAACUGACCGUGCUGAGGUUGGUGAUGCAUCAACUGGCCGUGCUGAGGUUGGUGAUGCAUCAACUGGCCGUGCUGAGGUUGGUGAUGCAUCAACUGGCCGUGCUGAGGCUGGUGAUGCAUCAACUGGCCGUGCUGAGGUUGGUGAUGCAUCAACUGACCGUGCUGAGGCUGGUGAUGCAUCAACUGGCCGUGUUGAGGUUGGUGAUGCAUCAACUGGCCGUGCUGAGGCUGGUGAUGCAUCAACUGGCCGUGCUGAGGCUGGUGAUGCAUCAACUGGCCGUGCUGAGGCUGGUGAUGCAUCAACUGACCGUGCUGAGGUUGGUGAUGCAUCAACUGGCCGUGCUGAGGCUGGUGAUGCAUCAACUGGCCGUGCUGAGGUUGGUGAUGCAUCAACUGGCCGUGCUGAGGUUGGUGAUGCAUCAACUGGCCGUGCUGAGGCUGGUGAUGCAUCAACUGACCGUGCUGAGGUUGGUGAUGCAUCAACUGGCCGUGCUGAGGUUGGUGAUGCAUCAACUGGCCGUGCUGAGGUUGGUGAUGCAUCAACUGGCCGUGCUGAGGCUGGUGAUGCAUCAACUGGCCGUGCUGAGGUUGGUGAUGCAUCAACUGACCGUGCUGAGGUUGGUGAUGCAUCAACUGGCCGUGCUGAGGCUAGUGAUGCAUCAACUGGCCGUGCUGAGGUUGGUGAUGCAUCAACUGGCCGUGCUGAGGUUGGUGAUGCAUCAACUGGCCGUGCUGAGGCUGGUGAUGCAUCAACUGGCCGUGCUGAGGCUAGUGAUGCAUCAACUGGCCGUGCUGAGGCUGGUGAUGCAUCAACUGGCCGUGCUGAGGCUGGUGAUGCAUCAACUGGCCGUGCUGAGGCUGGUGAUGCAUCAACUGGCCGUGCUGAGGUUGGUGAUGCAUCAACUGGCCGUGCUGAGGCUGGUGAUGCAUCAACUGACCGUGCUGAGGCUGGUGAUGCAUCAACUGGCCGUGUUGAGGUUGGUGAUGCAUCAACUGGCCGUGCUGAGGUUGGUGAUGCAUCAACUGGCCGUGCUGAGGCUGGUGAUGCAUCAACUGGCCGUGCUGAGGCUGGUGAUGCAUCAACUGACCGUGCUGAGGCUGGUGAUGCAUCAACUGGCCGUGUUGAGGUUGGUGAUGCAUCAACUGGCCGUGCUGAGGCUGGUGAUGCAUCAACUGGCCGUGCUGAGGCUGGUGAUGUAUCAACUGGCCGUGCUGAGGCUGGUGAUGCAUCAACUGACCGUGCUGAGGUUGGUGAUGCAUCAACUGGCCGUGCUGAGGCUGGUGAUGCAUCACCUGACCGUGCUGAGGUUGGUGAUGCAUCAACUGGCCGUGCUGAGGCUGGUGAUGCAUCACCUGACCGUGCUGAGGUUGGUGAUGCAUCAACUGGCCGUGCUGAGGCUGGUGAUGCAUCACCUGACCGUGCUGAGGUUGGUGAUGCAUCAACUGGCCGUGCUGAGGUUGGUGAUGCAUCAACUGGCCGUGUUACUGAUAAUGUGGUUGUGUUGGUGGAGGCCGGGGAUGCUGGUGAGGCCGCUCACGUCCACUCCCACCAGCAGCUGUCUCGCUGA